Molecule: messenger RNA, 4636 nt
Organism: Tinamus guttatus (white-throated tinamou)
Lineage: Eukaryota; Metazoa; Chordata; Aves; Tinamiformes; Tinamidae
Source: RefSeq, a predicted model, not a curated record
UGUAAACAUGAAUUGCUGGGCUCUUUCCGUAAGGUGUCGUUUCUUGUUUCAUGCUAUUGAAACAUUAAUCCUAACUUACUAUGACUCCUUUCUGUUGGUCAGCUCUCAGGGGCAUUUCCCGAGGCUAGAAAAUGUGGGAGCUUUCAAGAAUGUGUCAGUUGUGCCAACUCAAGCCACCUGUGGGCUGCUGGACCGAGGUACUUUUUGUCAUAGCUCAGUUGCUGUUGAGAGUAUUAUGUCCUGCACCCAGAGGUUUUGUAUUCAGGAGUGUCCGUACAGGUCUUCGCCUGCUUCCUACAAGCUGCUGCUUUCAGAAGGCCUCGGUACCUGUGUCACCGAAGACAAAAGGGACGUGCAUCCAGGGUCCUUCAGCAACGCUUCCAGUUUUAUUUUUCAUGAUCACAGGGAUUGCUUCGCUGCUCCCCGCUCCCUGAGGCCUGCAGCUUCAUUUACAUUAACUGUAUGGUUGAAACCUGAGCAAGAAGGUGUAAUGUGUGUGAUAGAAAAGGCUAUUGAUGGGCAGACUGUGUUCAAACUCACAAUCUCUGAGAAAGAGACCAUGUUUUAUUAUCGCACAGUAAAUGGUUUGCAGCCACCAAUAAAAGUAAUAACAUUGGGGAGAAUUCUUGUGAAGAAAUGGAUUCAUCUUAGUGUGCAGGUGCAUCGCAGCAGAAUUAGUUUCUUCUUAAACGGCUGGGAAGAUGACAGUACUGCUUUUGAUUCAAGGAUUCUGGUGGGAGCAAUUGCAGAUACUGAUGUUGAGGGUGUACUGCAAAUUGGACAAAGCUUCACAGGUUUAGAGCAAUUUGUUGGAAGAAUGCAAGAUUUUCGAUUUUACCCAGUGGCACUUACAAACAGAGACAUUUUGGAAGUAUUCUCUGGAAAAUUCCCUCACCUGCACACGCAGUCCGAGUGCCGCUGCCCCGGGAGCCAUCCCCGGGUGCACCCGCUCGUACAGAGGUACUGCAUCCCCAACGGGGCAGAGGAUACCACCAACGACCGAGUGCUGAGGCUGGACGCAGAGGCCCAUCCUCUGCAUUACAUCAAUGACAAUGAUAUUGGCACCACCUGGAUUUCGUCUGUGUUUACCAAUACUGCAGGUCUGGAUCAUGGUGUUUCUAUCACAAUAGAUUUACAAGAUGGACAGUAUCAGGUAUUCUAUAUUAUACUUCAGUUCUUUAGCCCACACCCUGAAGCAGUAAGAAUUGAAAGAAAAAAAAGAAAUGAUCUAAACUGGGAAGACUGGCAGUAUUUUGCUAAAGAUUGCAGUAUUUUUGGAAUGGAUAACAAUGGAUCUCUGGAAAAACCAGACUCUGUCAACUGUCUCCAACUUCCUAGCUUUACUCCAUACUCACAUGGAAAUCUGACUUUUAGUAUUCUUACCCCGGAACCAAAUCACCGUCCUGGUUACAAUGAUUUUUAUAAUACUCCAUCUCUCCAAGAGUUUGUAAAAGCUACACAAGUGAGGAUUCAUCUCCGUGGCCAGUAUCAUACAAGUGAGCCGUGGGUGAAUUUCAGGCAUAGAUACUAUGGAAUUAAUGAAAUCACAGUCAGUGGAAGAUGUAACUGUCAUGGCCACGCCGAUAAUUGUGACACGGCCUUGGAACUGUACAGGUGCCUGUGCUUCAAGGAAAGCUACACAGAAGGAAAUAAUUGUGAUCGCUGUUUGCCAUUAUAUAACGACAAGCCUUUCCGUCCAGGUGACCAAGUUCAUGCCUAUAAUUGCAAACCCUGUCAGUGUUACAGCCAUGCUCUAAGCUGCCACUACGACUUAGCGGUGGAUCCUUUUCCUCAGGAAUACUACAGAGGUGGUGGGGGAAUAUGUGAUAACUGUCAGCACAACACAACAGGAAGAAACUGUGAGCUGUGCAAAGAUUUCCAUUACAGACAAGCAGGUGCAGAUCUUUCAGCCAUUGAUGUUUGCAAACCCUGUGACUGUUACGCAACAGGCACAGAAAAUAAGAGCCUCCUGUGUGAUAAUAUUGGAGGCCAGUGUAAUUGUAAGAGACAUGUGUCUGGCAGACAAUGCAAUCAGUGCCAGGAAGGAUUCUACAAUCUACAACAGUCAAACCCUGAUGGCUGCAGUCCUUGUAACUGUAAUACCUCUGGGACAAUCAAUGGAGAUAUUACCUGUCACCAAAAUUCAGGCCAGUGCAAGUGCAAAGCAAAUGUUAUUGGCCAUAGGUGUGAUAGCUGCAAUUUUGGAUUUAAAGCUCUCAGAAGUUCUAAUGAAGAGGGAUGUGAGCCUUGCUGGUGCAAUGUCCAUGGCUCAGUGAACCAGUUCUGCAACCCUCUUACGGGGCAGUGUAGCUGCAAGGAACAAGUAAAAGGACUUCACUGCGACACCUGCAUGGAGAACUUUUAUGGCCUGGAUGUAACUGGCUGUAAAGCUUGUGAAUGCAACGUUGCAGGGUCACUUUCUGGGGCUGUGUGCGAUGCUAAGACAGGACAAUGUGUGUGUAAACCAAACGUUGGAGGAAGGCAAUGCGAUGAAUGUGCAGACGGCUACCACAAAGUACAACAAAACGCCUCCUUUGUUUGUCUGCCCUGUAACUGUGAUAAGGCAGGUACAGUAAACAGCUCUGUGCUGUGUGACAAGUCAACGGGACAGUGUCCCUGCAAAGCUGGUGUCACUGGCCUGCAGUGCAGCCAGUGCGUGCUUCACAUGUACAACCUCAGCAUGAGCAACCCUCUUGGCUGCCAGCGCUGUGACUGCGACGCCCUGGGUACGUUCACCGGGACGGUUUGUGACCACAGCUCUGGGCAGUGUGUGUGUCUGCCUCAUCGCGAGGGAAGAAGGUGCCAUGAGUGCAAAGCUGGUUUUUAUUUUUCUCCAUCCAGUGUCACUGGCUGUCUGCCAUGUCUGUGCCACAUAGUUGGUUCAGUGAGUCAGGUUUGUGAUAAACUUAGUGGCCAGUGUAUCUGCCGAGACGCCUCUGUAACAGGACGAACGUGUGAGCAUUGCACAGAACUUUAUUUUGGAUUUGACUCUGUCACAGGGAGAUGUCAGCGUUGUAAUUGUCAUCCUGCAGGAGCCAUUAGUGGGACUUGUCAUCUUGCUACUGGACAGUGUGUCUGUAAACAAUUUGUAACUGGCUUGAAAUGUGACAACUGUGUUCCCAAUGCUAGUAAUUUGGAUGUCCACAACCUAUUUGGCUGCAGUAAAACUCCACUCCAACAACCUCCUCCUACAGGAGAAGUUCUCAAUUCUUCUGUUAUCAGGCUCCAGUGGAGCUCCCCUGACUCUCCAAAUUCUAACAGACUAACUUACCAGUUAUAUCGGGAUGAGGCUGAAAUUUAUACAGCCGAAGACUACCAUCCUUAUAGUGUUCAGACCUUCAUGGAUACCUCUUUAUCUCCAUAUACCUUCUAUUCCUACUAUCUCCAAGCCAGCAAUGUUCACGGUUUUACAAGAAGUGCCUCAGUGACAUUCCGAACAAAAUCAGGGAUACCUACAGGAAGCUUGCAUUUAAAUCCAGUCUUUCCCGUUAGUCACCGUUCUGUUUUGCUUUACUGGACAACUCCUUCAAAUGACUCUGGGCCCAUUGAGAAAUAUGUUUUGACAUGUACUGGCUUGGUUGAUCUUCAGCCUUGUGGACAGUAUGAGGGUUUAAAAACCUCAGCAAUUAUUUGGAACCUCAUUCCAUUUACAAAAUACAUUUUUUCCGUGGAAGCGUGUACCAGUGGAGGCUGCUAAAAGACCCAGCCAAUAACAGUAAUUACUGCACAAGCUCCUCCUGAAGGGUUACACCCACCUGUGAUAGAUAUCAUCAGCUCUACAGAACUGGCUGUGAAAUGGUCACCACCUGAGAAACCAAAUGGUGUAAUUAUAAGAUACGAACUUUACAUGAGAGAAAAACUAAAAUUAGAUGAAAACGUUCUUCCCCCUGAAACUCGUGUUUUCCAAAGCAGCGGUUGGUUCAGUCCUCAACCAGUUUUGGAGUCUGCUAAUGAAAAUGCCUUGGCUCCACCCCAGACCAGUACCAUAGUGGCUGAUCUUGAGCCAUUCACAGAGUAUGAAUUUUUCGUGCUAGCAGUGAACAUGGCGGGUAGCAUAUCCUCAGGCUGGGUAUCAGGACGAACAGCAGAGGCAACCCCAGUAUUCAUGCCAUCUCCAUCAGUAUUCCCUCUUUCACCAUAUUCCCUCAAUGUGUCUUGGGAAAAGCCUGAAGAUAACAUGGCGAGGGGAGAGGUGAUGGGAUACAGCAUUAGUCUGAUGACUGAACAGACAUUCUUACCACCAUUUUCUCAGGUUCUGCAUAUAGCUGAGGCUCAUGAGCUGUCCUACGUAGUGACAGGAUUAAAACCAUACAAGUUGUACAACUUCACUAUUACUCUCUGCAAUCAAAUGGGUUGUGUAACCAGUGAGCCAGGCACAGGGCAAACCUUGGCAGCUGCUCCAAGAAAACUUAGUGCCCCUCGUCUUGAAGGAAUAAACAGCACAGUGGUUAAGAUAUAUUGGAAUGAACCCGAAGAGCUUAAUGGUCCCUCUCCCAUCUACCAAGUGGAGAGGAUGGAUUCGUCUUUAGCUACAUUGAAUACAGAAGUAAUGAAAGGAAUCCGUUUCCCAGGAAAUGGAUAUUACAGAUUUGCUAGUUCCACUCUCCCUGCCAACACUUACUUUACAGGUAAAUGA